This is a messenger RNA of Lycium barbarum (goji berry), 1507 nucleotides long. RefSeq lists its product as uncharacterized. The transcript has 5 exons. The coding region runs from base 147 to 1082 and encodes 311 amino acids. Lineage: Eukaryota; Viridiplantae; Streptophyta; Magnoliopsida; Solanales; Solanaceae. The record is from RefSeq and is a predicted model, not a curated record.
UCGUGCUAAAUGAGUUGCACCAACCCAUUGGUCCUACUGAAGCAAUUGUUAAAGAGUUGGGUAGCUUCCUCGGCACAUUAGCAAGGAAUGGGACCUUUUGUCCUCUUAAUGUGCUUAAAUGAAAGAAAUUGAAGACACAUGAUGAUAUGUGGAACUAUACCUUGGAGAAAUAUGACAUUCCUAAAGUAGCGAAAGAAUGGACUUUGCGAACAAUUCAACUUGCUUGGAGAAAGUAUAAGAAUGGGUUGAAGAAGAAACACUACUAUCGCUACGCCAAUGACGAACUUCGAAUGGCAAAAAGGCCUAAAGAAGUUUCAGAAUCUCAAUUUAAGGCUCUCCUCGAAUAUUGGAACUCCGAUGCGGCUCAAGACAUGUCCAAAAAAAAUACAGAGAAUCGAAAAAAGUUGAGGUAUCCACACACUGUUGGCAAAACAAGUUUUGCUAUAAUCCGUGAGAAAAAAAAGAAGGAAAAUCCUGAAGCUUUGUCAAGUAAGGAGUUUUUUGUGGCUACUAGAAGAAGGAAACCAGGCCGAGUAUACAAGGACUCAUAUGAAGAUACGACUAGCAAAAUAGCUGAAAUGGAGAGAAUAGAAACUCAAGAAAGUGAAGAUGGCAGUCAAUCAAUUGACGCUUAUGUAUCAGUAAUGGGGCCUGAUCAUCCAGGCCGAGUAAGAUUGUAUGGACGUGGGGUUACCAAGACUCUCUUGAAACAGAAAGCAGCGGAUUCUGGACCCUCUUCAAAUGUUACUGAUGAUAUGGAGAAAAAAAUGGAGGAGAUAGAAGAGAGGAUGCAACAAAGAAUGCAGGAAAAAUUCAACGCUCAAAAGGAUACCAUGGAAAAAGAUAUUACAAUGAAAGUCAUUGCAAAAAUUCAGCAGCUAAAUCCAGAAUUCCAACUUGAUCCUAAUAUGUUAAGGUUCAGUGUUCGUUCGCCAGGAGAAGCUUCUUCUGCACCUGGUAACAAUCAAGGUCAAACUUAUUCUGAUCUGUUUCUUCUUCUCAUCCUUCUUAUUCUCUAUGUUAAAUAUCUCUCUUUCUUGCCUAAACUUAGUGAAAUCUUAUGCCUGCUUGUUUUUUUUUAAUUUUCUUAUGCUAGCUGAUUUUUUCUUGCUGACAUUACUGAAAAGUAGACUUUUUACUGAAAAGAAAAAGGAAUCAAAGUUUCCUUGCAUGCUUAUUUCUAUUUCUCUAUAUAUCUUUUACUGGUCACAUUUUUCUUGUUCAAUUCAUGAGUUUGUAUGUGUUUGGAUUGUUGAAAGGCAAACUUUUUUUUUCAUGGCUUAGCAUUGUUCAUAGGAUCUUGCUGCACGAUUUGCUUCUACUUUGUUCCUGAAUUCCUUUUAUUCUUUAGCUGCAAAGAAUUCUGAGUAGAUGCAUUUCCUUUCCUACUAGACUUUGCUACAUUUUCAUGUUUGUUAGCACUAUUGCUAUUUUCAUGAACUGCAGCUAAUGGUCUUGUAUCAUUCUCCUUUGCUAUGUGUUGUUGCUAAUCUUUGACUUCACUUGC